AUGGUGGAUAUUGUGGAACAUCCUCACAUGUUCUCCAGAAACCUAACCUAUGUGAAGGCAGCAACAGUCAAGCUGGCAGCCAAGUAUGACAGCUGGGACAAUGAGAAUGACUACAGCUUUCGCACUCACCUAUUGAACUGCAUUGACCCAGAGCUACAUGAAGCAGUGUCUGGAAUCCAGGACAUCGGUGAUCACAGUCUUGUUACCUGGAUCAAACUCGUUCAACAAUGGUCCAUUCUGACUGCUGAAAAAUCCCACAAAAUCAUCAGUGAAGUCAAUGCAUUCACUCUGCAGCAGUGUCCAGCAUUGGACAUGUCAUUGGGAAUUCAACAGCUUCGCCCAAGAAUCCAAGCCCUUUGUGAUACACGGGACUAUGACCCAAAGCUUCUCUACACCUUUCUUGAGAGUUUGCAUGGUGCCUAUCCAGUUGACAACAAACAUCAUCUUGAAUGGUGGACCAUGAUUUUGGAUCGGAUCCUCACUCCAUUGAAGAAGGCUUACAAGCAGUGCAAGGAAGAGAAGUUCUUGAAUGGUUUCGACAUUGAGCUCUUCCUCUUGAGAGAGACACGCGAAGAUGGGCCGUGCAAAGGUUUGGAUCAUAAGAGCAUUUUGGACACUCUGUUGGAGUAUUACAUGAUUGCAGUGAAUGAGGAGAAAUGGCCAGCCACAUCAGGACCCCAGGACUCAGGCAGUGCUCCCAUGUCCUUUGGUUCCUCCUCUGUCCAUCAUACCACUGUUGAGACCACUCUUGCAACCAAUAAGGCAGACGUCCAUGCCUUGAUCCAACGUUUGGACAACAUUGGACAGCGCAAACCCAUGGGUGGCUUUGGUGACAACCAGGGUGGCAAGGUCUGCUGGAAUUGUGGUUCCUCUGGCCACUUGUCCAACUCCCCUGACUGCCCCAAGAACCAGGCUCACCGCGCUCCAACUCCCCAGACCUCCAACAGAGGCUUCAAGAAAGGACAACCCAAGAUGACCUGGAAACGCAUUCCCCCUAAGGAUGGUGAGCCUAACUCCAAGCAGGAUGCCGGUGGGGCUACCUGGCACUGGUGUCAGAAGUGCAACAAUGGAGAUGGUCGCUGGACAGCCUCCCACCUGACCGAAGCUCAUGGCAAUCCGGGAGAUGGUGAUCACACUGCUGCUGCCAACCUUGCUUCCAUUCAUCCCUGUGCAUGGUACACUCCAGUCAACAACCCCUUCUCAUCUCUCCUUCAUCCUCGUCUGCUUCUGGGACUGCUGUUUGCAGCAUACCAGGAUCUCAAUGAUUUUCUCAAUGAACAUGCUCUACCUAUGCUUCUUGGAUUUCUUCUGUGUCUCUGUGUGCAACACUUUGAAACCCUUGUUGGUAUGGCCCAGACCAUGGGCCCCUGGCUAAUUCACACCGUGUGGCCAUGGAUGGUCGGUAUAGCUUGGCCCUUCCUUGGUGAAGUCUAUGUCUCUGUGGGACUGGCCCCACUGUCAUGGAUUGUGGUACUCCUAAUUUGGAUUUUGGUUCCCCCCUUGCUUCCUCCUUCCCCCCGUGAUGACCCCAUCCCUCAUGGACGCUGGCAGCGACGUCGAUAUGAACAGGAGCUCCGACGCUGGCGGCGUCGCCGCCGUUUCAAGGGAGCAAGCAUCAGGGACUGUGGGUUUCACAAAAGCUAUCCCACCCGCCUUCGUGCUACCUCCACCUUCCCCAGCAAGGCCCCCACCAUCCACCAGCAAUCUCUCCUUGAUCGUCUCCGCACUUGGUUCUACCAAUCCCGUGCCCGACCCUCCGGCCACAAGCGUGGCUCCGAGUAUUUUUCCGCUCCUGCCAACAGCCGAAAGGGAGAACGGUCCAAAGUACUGUGGGAACGCAUGCUAUGUGAAGAUGCCAAGGAUGUCAAAUGUCAAACCCAGAAACAAUAA
Messenger RNA from Seminavis robusta, 1890 nucleotides. Lineage: Eukaryota; Bacillariophyta; Bacillariophyceae; Naviculales; Naviculaceae. The record is from the annotation of a GenBank genome assembly.